AUGCAAUCAUGGAAAGCUGCACAACAAACACACACGAGAAAGCCGUCCAUUGAGCUCGAACAUGCAAAACGCUUAAGACAGUAUGCACUUGAUAUGCGCGGGGCGAUGCCUGUGCGAUUUCAAGGAGGCGGUACAGAAGAAUUGCAGUGUUUCAUGUGCUUAGCAUAUAAAAGCGCAUAUGUCUCAAAACAAUUGAGUGAUGAGUAUGUGUCGCACUGCUACACGUGUGGUCGCGGAGCGUGCGAUAGCCACGGAUCUUGGGAAGCAGGGCACUUCCACUGUGCACUUUGCCAUGCAACUGACGAUGGUUUAUUGGCGGAGGUAAAGGACACUUUUGCAGUAAGAUGUCUCAGUAAAACCUUUCAGAACCAAAGGUUGCUACAUACGAAUGAGGAAGCAUUUAACGACUUUUUGCUGACAUUGUGCACGGGAGGAAUAAACCGUCCAAGAGGAAUGGGAAACUAUGACGAACAAGGCCUGAAGGUGCCGCCACAGGAAGCAGCAGGCGUAGAGCUUCCUUGGGACGACGCGCGGCAGCUAGUAGAAGCAAUCGUACUGUCUCGAGUUAACACACCAGAUGAUGCAGAAAAGGUGCUCGGGCAGAGUUGGGUUCCAACUUGGGACGGCUGGAAAAAAUUGCGCCAAUGUGCGACAGAGCGCUGUUGUGUUGCAAUCGCGGAGCGACUGUGCGACAUUGCCCAGCAGAAUGCCUCUUACCAAAGCAAGACCGACACCCAAGCAUUGCAGGCUUUGGCGUCUGAAGGGUUCAUGUGGCGGAAAGCGGUGUCACACGGUGUGAAUAACUGCUUGAUCGAUUCCCUGAUGUUGUGCCUGUCGUAUGAACACAUUUUGCCUAAUAACUUAACAACAGAUGUCACAGCAAGGCGACGCGUUGCAACUGCAUGCAGAAAGCAUUUGAUUCAAGAGAUUGGGGACGAAGUGGCUCCAGGCAGCAAUGGGCUUUUCCCGUUCCUGGAUGCGCAUCGGGAUGGCCCCAGAAUUGUAGACUUUUUGUUGCAUUGGUUUCGCGUUGUUGCGCGCUCGAAUAUGCUAAUUCAUGUGCAUGACAGAUUUGGUGAGCACGCUGCAGGUGCAGACUGGAAUAAAAUUGCAGUGAACCUUGGCCAUGGGUACCCACAACAGACUGUUUUGCAGCUACACAUUUAUAACCACACUUCUGUUCAGGGUAGAGGGUAUCAUUUUGAUAGCUUGCUCCCGAUCACUGGGCGUGACGCCGAACCAAAGAAAAAGAGAAGCCGUACCAUAGCGUCCACCAACGCAAUGGAGAUAGAAGCAGAGCCCGUUGCAACAGAAUCACAACUCAAUGAUUUGCACCGAGAGCCGCAGCAAAGCAGUGGCAUACCUGAGAAGCCGAGCUGCAGCAAGGAGGGAGCAGAGCAGGAAGCAGAUCACAGAGCAGAAGCCGUAUUUGCAAACAUGGCGUGGUACUUUCAUGGCACGACUUUUGCGACAUCUUGGCUUGACGCACUGCUGGCAAAUUUGAUUUUUCAUGGAUAUAUGUUAAAGUUUCCAGAUUUGCUUGCGCGUCAGGAUGCGCGCUUUCACCUAUGUAGAACAUGCCAGGCAAGUUUAGAACUGGAGCAACUAGAGGGCGACGAAGCCUUCCACUUACAACGUCAUCUCGCGAGAGCAGUGUUAUUUUUCACCAGCGGGAGCCGAGGUGAGGUGAAUGCUGAGGUACAUGUGUACGAUUCAACUACCACUGACCUCAGUGUACCGCGUGAUGUUUAUACCAUCGGCCGACGUGACAGCUUGCUGGUACCAGUCUUCCGCCUCUAUCGCUACAGAAAUGGCCGUUAUGCUGCCUUGUUGCCUGCGAACCCAGCAGAACGGCCUGUGUUCACAAGUGGCGACUCGUAUAAAGCAUCCCAAGGAAGCAAACAAAAUGCCAUGAAUGCAACGUGCGCGGCAGCGCCGCCAGCAAACACGUUUGGAACUAUUGACUGCGCUGGCGCAGCGACCGACUUGAGUGCACCGCAGAUUGCGGAAGUGCGUGAUAUCCUACAGCGGUUUUGCGACCAAAGAGGCGCAGAUGUUCAAGUUGACGAGACAGACGCGCAGCGAGUGAGUGAUGCUUGGUGGAACUUAGAUGCGCUGGGAAUAAUUUUGCACACUCUUCUCCAGGCAGGAUUGACUUUUGCAGAUGCAGGCAUGCAUCACGCGCGUAGAUUAGCGAAUCAGUGGCGCGGUUUCUAUACUACACAGACGCAAGGUGCUGGGAAACGAUUGUCAGAUGGUUCAAUGGAGAAAGCUCAGAAGGAAAAUGUAGGGCACAAGACGGCUGCAACAGAUGCAGCUGCUACCUGCUUUGUGCAUAGCACAGCAGCCGAGAGACAAGAACCAACUAGUACCAGUGAAGUGAAUCUGAGCAGUAAUCUUCGACAACGGGAAGCAACACAGCAGGAUGCAAGUGCAAAUCGAUCGCGCAAAACAGAGAUGAAUGUGCCUCCUCGCCGUAUGCGCCACAAAGCACCGCCAGUCGGACCAACAGCAGCACCUACAUCCGGAUCUCGGCUGCUUCACGACGCUGGCACUGACGCAGACGAUAUCUAUCCCUUGCGGCUCUGGACGCCGUCGCAAGGAAACAAGGAUCCUCGGGCAGCAUAUGAUCUUGCAAUGCAAGAUGCAGCAGCUCUUCUGUCAGAUAAGCCUACGUUGCCAGAACGCCUGCAUGCCGCAACUGACCCUGAGAUGGCAUAUGACUUGCCGGAUUACCAUUGCGCAUUUCGAAGCUGUGGGUUCGAGUGUGCAACCCAAGCGGCGCUCGCAGAACACGUUGCGCAGCAUCAUGCGACUGCAUUACAUGACUUGGCAAUGCGGUGGUCAUCACAGGUUAGCCCCGCGCAAGGGACAUUCCAGGCAUAUCAGGACCUGCUGACGCAGCGCUGCCAACAGUCUGGUCCCCUUGCGACCUGUUCUAUUGACCGACGCUGUUUGCGGAAAUUCCGUUCCAACAUGCUGGGUCACCAGGUCGGUACCGCGAUCUGCUUCGUGUGCGCGCGUCGGUUCCCAUUCGUGGACGGUUUUCCGAACCAACAAAUUUCAUGGCUACGAGCAUACGAGCCACGCACUGGACUGUUCUUCGAUCAUGUUCCUGAGAUGCUCGAAGCUUUGUUGGGGAUGAGCACGUAUCACGCACGUUAUGUGACGACCUUGCCUGCUGAUAUGCAACCCGAUUUGCAAUCCGAAUUGGCGCAGUGGACCUGCACCAUCGCUUGCGCCCCAUAUAAUAUGAGCGUGCUUGCUUGCCCGGAAGAUAAAAAAUGCAUACAGCGUUGUCCGUCGAAUCGGUUGUGCACACAUUGCGAAAUACCUAUGUGCACGUCUUGCCGCACCAGGAUAUAUCGACAGAGAAUGAAGCCGCUAGAGGCACUGAGCAACGACUUGUUCCUGGGGCAUCCGCCGAGAGAACUCUAUGCACAAGAAUGCACGAUGUUGGAAUUAUUAUGCGCAAGUCCUUGCAUGACUGCAUUAACUUGUUUCAGCAUUGAAUGGCGAUAUCUCCAAGAUCGCAGUCUAGCCCAAGAUGCGCUCAUGAAUCGACAUCGUCUGUGUGCAAAGGGGAAUGCCACGACAUUCCCGCUCCCCUGGGAAGACCUGUUAGCAGAAUUUGAGCGUCUGGGAACCCCGGCCACCAACGCUUGCGUGAAUAUGCUGCCGCACGUUGGUAAGGAACUAAGUGACAAGGUAGCCGUCAUCAUAAAAAUCGGUGACAAGACAGAUAAAGACGCAAUACGUCAACAAAUUAUACAUCAGGCCGUGGUUCGUCGCCGGGUCGUUGUAGGGCUCAUUGCUGCCAUGGUUGCGCGUAGCCAUCCGGCAUAUCAGGGUCUAGACAUGGCAGUCGUAGCAACGCGUGCUGAGAUGCUCCCCGAGAAUGACGUUCCGGCUGAAAUCAUUGCGUUGCUUGACAAUGAUGGGAGUCUAGAUCAGGUAUUGCGCCAAAAGGCUGCCACACCGGUGAAUGAUCAAAUGACGGCCGAAGAAGCAAGACGAGAAUUUGGUCACAUGCUGAAACCCAAUGCAGUUGUCCUGGAAAAGACAAGUGCUGGAUGCCAAGACGUGAAUGCUCAACAUGUGUCUGCAUUGGAAGAGGUUGUGGCAGGCGGUGAACCAGCAUCUGCGCAGCCUCUGCCCGAAGUGACGUUGUAUACUGGGACCAAACUUCUGGACCAGUUCCAGCCGCUAUAUUUUGCGUUGGCUUCCCCCUUCGUCUUCCCGUACGGCAUUGGCUUACCCGACGUUCCGAAGUGGAGCCAGCGACAACGGCCACGAAGACACGCAGAUGAUCCAUAUGUGGAGCUGAACACGUGGGUGCGCGCAAUGGCGCGGCGCAUUGAAGCCCAAGUCAGCCGUGACUGGGUUUUUGGCUUUACAUCCUGGAAUUUGCUUUUUCGAUCUGCGCUGAACCUUUCACGUACUACAGACGCCUAUUCCCGCACAUUCUUUGAUGAGGACAUCCAAGAAUGGGUGCAACCGACAGGGCGCCAUGUCGAAGCGGCUGCUCAGCAAUUGCUCCUUGCUUUGAAGGGUUCCUACAUAGAUGUCAAUGGACAACCACGGCCCGUCAAGGGUGAUGUUGCGAAGCUCCGCUAUGUGCAAGGGCUAAAGCCUAUGGCCCGAAAACUUUUGAACAACAUGCGCCAUACAGCCCAAGGCUUGCCUGGGACCCAAGAAGCUCGGAAAAGGAUGCGGUUCGAGAUUCAAGCCAUGCGUAUCCGGUACGGAGUACCGUUGUUUGUGACAUUUACGCCAGAUGAGGCGCAUCAGCUGCUUUUUGUGCGGAUGACGCGCGUUCGCUCCUGUGACCCUGUCCGCACUGCCUCCAUAGGGCAAGAUUUCCCGGCAGGGCAAAUGUUUUUCCCGCAUUUGGGAUUGCAUGAUGCUGUUCGCAUGGGACCUUUCGAGCAUGAGUUCACUUUACCGAUGUCUUGGGCAGAGCGACGCGAAGUUCUGGCGCGGGAUCCGUUGGCUGCUGUGGAUGGGUUUCGGGUACUGACACAUUUGAUGUUGAAGCAUCUCUUCGGCGUUCGUGUGUGUCCAUACUGUCCAGAUUGCAAUCGCUUCAGUGGAUUGGAGCCGUGUCAAGACCUUGGCGGCAGCAAUGCAGAAGCAAACGGUGGCAUAUUCGGGCGCUUGGCUGCGUUGCGCGCAGAAUACGAAGCAUACAAUGCGCAUGUGUGUCAUGCAAGUUAUGUGGGCCAAUCGAACGAAGACAUGGAACGCCGCAUCACUGCUGCGGAAGCAUCCUGGCCAACGCACGAGCUGGAUGUGUCGAUGACAACGGUUCCGACAUAUCAACUGCAACGUGCUACUGAAACCGAUAACGCCCAAAACGAAGCUGCAGACUGGCGAAGGCGCUACAUGGCAGAAGAUGUCGUCCAACUGCAGCUUCUGAAACAGCAUCACUACCAUCCUUACAAUGAAACUACCCAAGGUCGCGUCCCAUUGGCAGGCUGCCAAAAGAGUGAUCGGCCAGGGCUGUGUAAGAGUGAUUUUCCCCGCACGCAAUGGCUGUGUGCGCAACCUACUGUAUUAUGUCCUUGCAAGUUGAAAACGUACGGGAUGCCAAGCGGUGGACGAAAAAAUCGCUUAGGAGCUUUGCAUGGACCCUGUGGGCACGAGUGGUUAAAUGGCUGCGCACCAGCAAUGUUGGCAGGACUACGUGGUGCAAAUUGCGAUGUGCAGGUGCCAUACCGGCUUCCAUAUUCAUGUCCAACUUGCGGCGAUCAAUUGACAGCGGAAGAACGGCAGCAGAUGUCAUUGGCGGCGCAGCGGGCGCAAGACGCACAAACCGGCUAUUGCGCGGAUUACUGCUCCAAGGGCCAGCCGAUGGGACAUGGAGAAAUCAGAGAAUUCCAAAAAGGACACGAACAGUUGCAUGCGCAGCAUGCGCGGAAACCACUAGAUGACCUCGGCAAGCGACAUGCAAAUCGAUUCCUCAGCGAUGCGUAUCUCAAAGGCGUGGUGCGAGGACAGGUCGAAUGUUGUAAUCUGCGCGCCUAUCAUCGCGACGACACGGUCGUCUCAGCCGAACGCAUUGCAACAACAACCUUCGAAAGUUUCCCUGGGGCUGCUUUUGCGGACUUUGUUGCGAAAUAUCACAACGGAGAUGAUGCGGCAUCGUCCAUGCGACGCAGCGCCGUGAAAUGGACUCAAAGGCAAGCGUCUGGUGUCCGACACCUAGGAACAUUUGACAUUGUAGAAGUUUAUGGGCACCGGCCCAAGACAGCAGAGGUGUGGUGGCUGUCACCGUAUGAGUUCGUUGCCAAUUGGGCAGUCACCAUAGCUCGUGUACCGACGACGCAACGUGAAUGGGAAUUGGAAGAGCGUAGUAGCUGGGACGUUUCGUUGACGGCAGCAGGUCUCAAAUUGAUACAAAAGCAAACAGAUCCCGACAAGAAGUUGCACCUGCAACCAGGGACUCAUUAUUGUCUAGCUGUGCAAACUACGCCGGGUCGAGUAUGUUUAGAAGAUGGAACGGCAACAGCACAGCUCCGACACCGUUGUUAUCUGCUACGUCGGCGUCGCCCCUGUUGCCCGCACUUUGAGAACUCGCCCGUACCCCUGCAGAAAGCGGGUCAAGAAGAAGUAAACGCCAGAUUGACCAUGACCUAUUUCCGCGCGUGGACCCUCGAUGCGAACAAUGCUAGCGCCAAUGUUCCAUUUGUGGGCCGUUUGAAAGCGCCAACAGAAACUUGGGUACAAGCUCUGCGCAUGUGGUUGACGCAUUUGCCAUGCGAAGAAACAAAACGGUGCACCGGCAACUUCCUAUCAGUCUACCGUGUCCAUCCCAGCGGUGCGGAGGAAGCGAACAGUGACGACAGUGGCAUUGAUGAACCGCUUCUAGUUACUCCCGCUAGCCUGCCGACAGCUCUAAAAACGUCAUUCCGGCAAACUGGCAAAAGGGCCACUGCACAUAAAGCAGAACCAGGUCCAAAAGUUUACGAUAAAGUCUUAGCAAGCUACGAAGAAGCCGCGGCGCAAGCGGAAGCAACAUGGGCAAAAACAACCAAUAAGAAUGUGACGAACACAAAGACGCAGAGCAACAAUGCGUUCCACGCACACGAUCCGGCCGCAGUUCGUCGGGCCAUCAAAGCUUUAAACACGAAAAAAGCCCACAGAACUGUAGUCCGAAAGAUUCCGACGCCGGGCACAUGCGAGGCCGAGGCACGAGCAACAUGUGAGAAACAACUCCAAGGAGUGGUGCUGAAGCAGCAGAAGGAUCAGUGGCUGGUAGACUUGAAUCAUCCACUGGCGGGGCAGCGGGUGAAUGUGACAAUCACCUUGCUAGCCACUGAAGCGGUGCGUGCCCGGGAAGUUCACGUGAAACGUCUUCGCAAUGGGGAUGGCGUCACCUAUCCCAUUUUUGGGGACUGGAUCACGAUGCAUGUGGAACUCUCUCACAAUGGCAAGGUCUUAAGCUCCACUCGAGCUGGAACUCCGCUGCGAUAUCACUUGGGAUUUGAGGAUUCCAAGGAUCGUGGUUUAGAACUUGGGCUUCAGCAAGUCUCCCUUGGAGAACUGGCUUCGAUUCAAGUGCCAGCGCCUUUGGCCUACGGAGCCCAAGGCUGCGAUGAAAAACAGAUUCCGCCCCAUGCGGAUCUGGUGUACAAAGUGGACAUCCUAGAUGUGGAGUCUGAGCUGGAAUUGGCGUUCUAAAAG
Molecule: messenger RNA, 7686 nt
Organism: Cladocopium goreaui
Lineage: Eukaryota; Dinophyceae; Suessiales; Symbiodiniaceae
Source: the annotation of a GenBank genome assembly